Nezara viridula (southern green stink bug) is the source of this 3429-nucleotide messenger RNA. NCBI's taxonomy places the organism in Eukaryota, Metazoa, Arthropoda, Insecta, Hemiptera, Pentatomidae. The record is from the annotation of a GenBank genome assembly.
CGAAAAUUCGUCAUUUCUUAAAUAAUCACCGAUAGCAAAAUGACGAAAAAUUUUCUUUUAUAUAUUACAGAAAAAAAUUGUUUUCACUUUUAUUUUUCAAUCUACAUCUGUUAAUUACAUUUAUUAACAAUCAUGUGAUGGCUAAAUAAUGAGGGCAGAAAAUAAUUGAUUCCUAUUCUUUUAAUCCUAUAAAAUUCAAAUUUUUAAUUUUUACCAGAGAUAAAAGAGAAUGAAGGCAUUUAGUGAAUGCUGGAGCAAAAAAUUACCGGACGAAUAUAUGUUGAAUAAGAAAUUAACUAACCGCAUAACAUCUUAAAUCGGUCAUUCCAAACUCAAAUUUUGAAGUUACACGUUUUCAGGUAUGCCCACUGACGAUUUUUUGUUUAAUUAAUUUUGAUCACCUGUGAAAUGAUAAUUACAUGAACUCUUAUUAUUUGUGUAAUACAUUUUGGAAGAAGGUACAAUGAAAUCAAGACGAAAGUAUUAUAAAUAUGAAGUUGAUCCUUAUAUGGAUUCUCCUGAAAUAGUUGAACCGUUUUUUUUAAACAAUUCAAGUCUUCUCAACGAAGAAACAGUUUCAAACUAUGUACAUAUGGUUAUUGUCUGUUGAAUUAAGAUAGUUAUUGUUAAAAUAGCUUUGCGAAAACUCAAAUGAAGUAAUUAAUCCAAGUAAAUGCUGACAUCAUAACGUUCGUUAGACACCACGUGGUUUGGAAACAACCACUUGUGAAAUCAAUGAAGCAGGUGCCUCCGGUUAGGCGUGUUCUAGACCUUUUGGACCGUCUCGAACGUUCUAGAACCAAAGAUCGUUUAUAAAGCCGGCCGGGACGCGCCGGUGCGUCAUUGGAUUGAUACACGUUGAGGUGUACGGAUCUGCUCUCUUUACUCUUAACAAUUUACUGUUUCUAAGUCUACUCCUCAUUCAAUAUGCCUGAGGACGUUGAAAUGGCUGACAUUGAGACCUUUGCCUUCCAGGCAGAGAUUGCUCAACUUAUGUCCCUUAUCAUCAACACAUUCUAUUCCAACAAAGAAAUUUUCCUCCGAGAAUUGAUCUCUAACUCUUCAGAUGCCCUGGAUAAAAUAAGGUAUGAAUCUCUCACUGAUGCUUCAAAACUUGAAAGUGGAAAGGAGCUUUACAUCAAGAUCAUCCCCAACAAAAAUGACCGCACCCUGACUAUUAUUGAUACUGGUAUUGGAAUGACUAAAGCAGAUUUGGUCAACAACUUGGGAACCAUUGCCAAGUCAGGAACUAAAGCUUUCAUGGAAGCUCUGCAGGCUGGUGCUGAUAUCUCUAUGAUUGGUCAGUUUGGUGUUGGUUUCUACUCUGCCUACCUCGUUGCUGACAGAGUGACCGUCAGUUCCAAGCAUAAUGAUGAUGACCAAUAUCUGUGGGAAUCUUCUGCUGGUGGCAGCUUCACUGUCAGGCCUGAUCCAGGUGAACCUCUUGGCAGGGGAACCAAAAUUGUCCUGUACAUCAAAGAAGACCAAGCUGAAUAUUUAGAAGAAAGGAAAAUUAAAGAAAUUGUCAAGAAACAUUCCCAGUUUAUUGGUUAUCCAAUUAAACUGCUUGUUGAGAAAGAAAGAGACAAGGAGAUAAGUGAUGAUGAAGCUGAAGAAGAAAAAGAAGCCGAGAAAAAGGAUGAAGAAAGCGAGACCCCCAAGGUUGAAGAUGUUGGUGAAGAUGAAGAGGAAGAUAAGGAUAAGGCUCAGAAAAAGAAGAAGAAGACUAUCAAAGAAAAAUAUACUGAAGAUGAAGAACUUAACAAAACCAAACCUAUCUGGACAAGGAACCCAGAUGACAUUACUCCAGAGGAGUACGGUGAAUUCUACAAAUCCCUCACCAAUGAUUGGGAAGAUCAUUUAUCUGUGAAACAUUUCUCAGUUGAAGGUCAGCUCGAAUUCAGGGCACUACUCUUUGUCCCAAGGAGAGCUCCUUUCGAUCUAUUUGAAAACAAAAAGAAGAAGAACAACAUUAAACUGUAUGUUAGGAGAGUUUUCAUCAUGGAUAAUUGUGAAGACCUCAUUCCAGAGUACUUGAAUUUCAUCAAGGGAGUUGUGGAUUCUGAAGAUCUUCCUCUGAACAUUUCUCGAGAGAUGUUACAGCAGAACAAAAUUCUGAAGGUCAUUAGGAAGAACUUAGUUAAGAAAUGUCUCGAAUUAUUUGAAGAACUUGCUGAAGACAAAGAUACUUAUAAGAAGUUCUAUGAACAGUUCAGUAAGAACUUGAAACUAGGAAUCCAUGAAGAUAGCACAAACCGCAAGAAAUUAUCAGAGCUCUUAAGGUACCACACUUCUGCCUCAGGUGAUGAAGCAUGCUCACUCAAGGACUAUGUCGCCAGGAUGAAAGAGAGCCAGAAACACAUUUACUACAUUACUGGUGAAAACAAAGACCAAGUUGCUAAUUCAGCAUUUGUAGAAAGGGUCAAGAGGCGUGGGUUUGAAGUAGUCUACAUGACUGAGCCCAUCGAUGAGUACGUUGUACAGCAAAUGAAGGAGUAUGAUGGAAAGCAGCUUGUAUCAGUCACCAAAGAAGGUCUCGAACUUCCUGAGGAUGAAGAAGAAAAGAAAAAGAGGGAAGAAGACAAGGCCAAGUAUGAGAAUUUGUGUAAGGUCAUGAAGGAUAUCCUAGAUAAGAAAGUGGAGAAGGUAGUUGUCAGCAACAGGUUAGUAGAUUCACCAUGCUGUAUUGUCACAUCUCAGUAUGGCUGGACUGCUAACAUGGAGAGGAUCAUGAAGGCACAAGCUUUGAGGGACAGCUCCACCAUGGGUUACAUGGCAGCUAAGAAACACCUGGAAAUCAACCCUGAUCACCCUAUUGUUGACACCCUGAGGCAAAAGGCUGAAGCUGAUAAAAAUGAUAAGGCUGUUAAGGAUCUUGUCAUUCUCCUGUUCGAAACUUCACUCCUUUCUUCUGGUUUUACUCUUGAAGAGCCUCAGGUUCAUGCUUCUAGAAUAUACAGGAUGAUCAAGCUUGGAUUAGGAAUCGAUGAGGAUGACACCAUGGUGACUGAAGAAGAAUCUGUUCCUGCUGAAAUGCCUCCAUUGGAAGGCAGUGCUGAGGAUGCCUCAAGGAUGGAAGAAGUUGAUUAAAUCAGUUCCUUUCCUACUUAAUUUAGACUGAUUUUUUUUUUUUUUUUCAUUUUUAAUUUUCCAUUCCAAUUACAAAUUGUGAAUGCAUUUUACUUCUAUUUAUUGUACAUAUGUGUAUAAAAUCACCCUUGGCAUUUUACCUGUUGUCAUUGUACAAUCGAAGUAUAUUAGUUGAUAGAUUUAUUUAUAAUUGUGUUUGUAAAUACAUUUUUUACCUUUUCUUUUAUGUAUACUUUCUAGUCUACACAUCUGAAUAAAGAAAGUUUAAUUAUUUUCAAUUAAUUUCUUUUAUUUACCCAGUAACAAAAUUAACUACUACUAAGUUUUUAAAAUUAAGGU